Molecule: messenger RNA, 686 nt
Organism: Drosophila melanogaster (fruit fly)
Lineage: Eukaryota; Metazoa; Arthropoda; Insecta; Diptera; Drosophilidae
Exons: 2
Coding region: 95-361 (88 amino acids)
Source: RefSeq, marked reviewed
GAAUAUUUUGGAAAACAAUUGCUGUCGCACACUACGAAGCUAUUGAGGGACACGCGGUUAGGGGCCGCAUGCUGCGUUCUUGGUCUUUUUAAAGAUGCCAAGUCAUUGGCCAUGUCUUUUGAUCCUGCUUGUUGUAAUCGUACUCAUCCUAGCUGUUUGCGGAUACUACACAAUUAUUCACCCGAAACAGAUUCAUCUGGAAAGCUGUUUUCUCAAAGGCGGGGCCUGCCGGGAAACGUGGAACUGCGACGAAAGGUACCGCAGUCGCGUUCGCACCACGUGUAUCAACAAACGAAAGGUCUGCUGCAUGCCCACGCUCCAGAUAAAGAGCAUUCAGGAUGCCGAGUACUACAUCGAGUGAAGGUCCUUUGGAUUGGAGACUCCCCAAGUUGAAAAAGCAGGACACGCCACUCUAAUUACACACCAUAUCUUGUAUUGAAUGUAUCAUUUCGUAGGCAAUUUAUUACAAUGGAAUAAUGAAGUUAAAUUAGUAUUCCGGACAAGGCGAUCCAAAAUUUUUAGUUUUGCCUAAGUCGAUUUUCUAAAUUAGAUGGUGUGACAUUCGUAUGAGCAUCUAUCAAAUCGUUUUUAUUCACCUUUGACUACGUUUUGUACCUAGAAAGUAAAAUCAUAUAUAUAUAUUUAUUACACUUUUCACGUAUAACGUCAUGAAAAAUUAAAGUCGG